UUUUCAUUUUGUUGACAGGUUAAUAUGAGAACAGAUUCAACUUAUUCUCUCUCCAGGUAAAAAGAAUAUUAUUAUUCUUUGUUAUUGUUUUUUCUUUUCUCAAUCAUUGUGUUCGCUUAAUUGUAAACAAUUUAAUCAUCGGUAAUUGACAACAUUAUGUUGGAACAACCAGAGGAUCAAAGUGUCUUCCCAAGUGAAAAUUUUAUUCCAAAUUCUGGUUUCAUGUUAAUCUACUGAAUCAAUUUUUCAAUUCAACGUUUUUAAUUUUGAUUACACAAGUUUUUUUUUCUACUUUUUUCUCUUUGUUAAAUUUGGUGUUUUCUUUCAAUCGGUGUGAAUUUUUUUCUCCUCUAUUAAUAUUACAAUUAGAUGGAUUUUAUAUAUUCUUGUUCGUUAAUUAUUAUCAUGUGUCUUUUACCAUUUUAAAUGAGUAACAAAUUAUUAUUAAUCAAUUACAUUGGAUUGUCAACUUGGAAUCAUGUUAGUUACUGUUAAUCGGAUUCACUUUGGUUUCUCUGAUUGGACAAUCAGUUCAAAUAGAUUGUCUUGCCUUUUUAUCCUUCUAUUAAGUUACAUUUGCUUAAUUUCUCUUGGUGUCAAUGGUCAAAGAGCCGCAAGGCCAAAUGUACAACCAUCUAUUCCACAAUUAUCUCCAUCUUCAUCUUCAUCUUCACCACUUUCUCCUUCUCCUUCUUCUUUCUUCACCAUCAUUAUCAUCAAUUCAACAGACUAAGUGCCCUUAUUCAAGUGAAGAAAUUCUCGGUGUCAUAUUUACAUCUGUUGUUGUUACCAUCGUUGUUAUUGGAUUAACUUUAAUUCUUUUCUGGUUUCUUUGGAAAAAGAAAAUAAUCACUCUAUCAGGCGGUGGUAGCCAUUCAAUUAGAGAUGUUGAUCUCCUCAACGACAAGACCAUUCAGGUUGAUGCUGGUAAACAACAACAACAACAACACCAAACUAAUGGAAAUCUUUCAAAUGAUGAGGAUAAACAGUAUAAAAGGUUGAUAAAAAGUUUACCACCACUUACCAGUGUCUUCAAUCAUCUUUCAAAUCAAUCCAAAGGGCCAAUUAAAUCAUUGGAUGACACCUUCAUCAUGACGAAACCGGAACAAGUUUCUGUUCAAAUGACUGGACAUGAUUUCACUGGACUUGGUUUUAAUAUUUGUGGUAAUAUGAGAGAUGGUAUUUUCAUUAAGGAUGUACUUACCCGAGGACCUGCUAAUGAAUCAGGUUUAAUUAAAGCAGGUGAUCGUAUCAUGAGUAUAACGGUUUCCUGUGAGAAAAUGGUUUACGAAGAUGCCCUGACCAUCCUCAGUUAUGCUUCGCCUUAUGAUGUGACCCUUCAGGUCGAGAAAACGUCCAAAAGCAAAGCGACCACACCUAACGGCUUGACCAGCAAUGGACAUAUUUACAUGCCUCGUCGAUAUGCUAACGGAUUCACUGGUUCUUCUGAUCCAUCUAAUCAUCGGAUUUUACAUCCAGUUUUCCGUAGUCAUUCAGUUGGUGAAUUAACGACUCGUUUAAAUGGCAGUGGUGGAGUUGGAGGAAGUGGUGAUGAUGAUAAACCACCAUCAAGUUUAGAGGAGAAAAGUUUUGGAAGUAUUAAAAGUAUCAACAGUUUAUUGAGGAAAAUAAAAACUUCACUUUAUCGGUCAACCGCAAGCAUAAAAUCCAAUCAAUCGGGAAAGAUGACCACUGAUUACUGUAGCACUAAUGGUUUAAAUGAUGGUUCUGAGGGUGGUUAUCAUCAUUCAUGCUAUUCACUGGAUGCGUCCGGUUUAAUGAAUGGUCAAAUAUCUUCAAGUUCCAGUUACAUUUUACCCUCACCAACAAAUAAUACAAAAUCUGAAGAAAUUGCAAUCAACAUGAGCCCAAAAGAGCCAAUGGUUACUUCAAUUAAACAUUUAUCUUCAUCAAUUCCUAUUGAUGAGAUGGUUAAUAACUUACCACAGGAUAAAAAUGAACCAAUAAAUGAGAAACCAGUAUUUGAUGAGCCGAUGAUAAUGAUACCCCAUGGAUCACCCACCGAUAUUGAUCAACCUAGAAAGUUGAACCAGGGGAAACGUAAAGCUCCCGCUCCUCCAUCACCCUCAUCAUCAGUUUGUUCAAUUGAAAUGAAACCUGGAUCCAUUGAUGGGAGAGAUGUCAUUGAUGAUGGUACUCUGUUGAUUGUCAAAAAUCAUAGAAAUGAACAGAGAUCAACUACUCCAGGAGGAUCUAAGGUUGAAACUCAUGCAGAUAUUCAUCAAGAACAGGGUAGUUCAGAAGAUUUCAAUAUGCUUCAAGGUCAAUCUUUAUCCGACAUCAGUGAGAUCAAAUCCCCGGCCAUUGAUGCUUCAAUGAGUUUGGCAAUCGAAUCAUUAACGAGUGAUGAAUCUAUAACUGAACCUUUAGCAGUUAAUUUGGUUAAAGAAAUUAAAACUGAUGGUCGAACUGGUCGAGCUCCUAGUCCAGCAAAUGGUAAAUCAAGAUCGUGCUCCAUGUCAGAUUUAACCUUGGUCAAGAAUAAGAAGCCAACAUCAACAAUUAUCUUGGAGAGAGCAGUUUCUCUCGAUUUGAGAGAUCAACUUGGACCCGAGGAAAAUAAGAUACUUCAACAAGGAACUUUGGUUGAAGAUAAUGAAGGAUUACUGAGGUGGAGUGAAUCUAAGCCACCAGUAAAUGGACCUGAUAGUCUAUCGACAACAUACUCAUCUGAAAUGCUGGGAUCAAAUAGUAAAACAAACGACUUUACUGACGAUUCAUUGACAAUUACGAUUGACGAAAGUUCAGAUAAACUCAUUGCACCCAAACCAGCAGAAAGAACGAGUCUUAAAAGAAAUAGUCUUUCCAACUCAACUGAUUCUCGAUUAAGAUCAAGCAGUAAAUUUGAAACAACGGACAUGACCAUAAGUGAAGAAGAAAAUAUUGUCGCACCACCCGAUGGAUUUGGUCCAGAUCAUCAACACCAUCAAUCGCAAAUUGCUUCUUCAUCUAAACCAUCAGUAGAAGAUUUCAAAUUAAAAUCUUAUCUCAAUACAAAUUCUCAGAUGGAACCAGAGGAUUUACCUUAUGAUGAUAAUGUAACACAAAAAGUACAACCGAAUAAAUUAACUACAAUCAAUGGGUCAGCAAAAAGUGUUCACCAUGAUAAAAGUACGAUUAAUACUCAUGAGAUGAAACCUCCAACACCGGAAAAACCCUCAACUUUAUCAAGUAAAUACGAGAAACUUUCACCAUCACAGGAGAGAUUAGAUUCAACGAUAUUCGCCGUUCCAACGAAAAUUGAAACAUCUCCAUUAUUUAAAGACGAAAACAAAUCUCCUGUGAACGGAAUAAGCAACCCAAAAGAAGGAGACAAAAGUGAUAACGAUGAUAAUAUUCAUGGGCAAACUGACUCAUCUUCAUCAUCAUCAACAAAUAAUAAUAAAUAUCCCGAUGAACCUGAAGUAAUUGAAAUAAGUCCAAAUGAAUUAAGUCAAGUGAUGAUGUCGCAUGAAGAGUUUCUUGCUCAUAAAAGUAAACUCUCUUAUGGAAAAUUACCCAAAACUAACUGUAACACUAAUCUAAUUAAUAAAUCUGGUUUAAAUGGGAUUGGAGGAAUUGGCCAUAGUAUUGGAUCAAAGGUACCACCAUCAACGAUCAUCCAAAUUGGUGAAACCGGUGACAACGAUUUCGAAUCAUGGAGUUACUUGAGUGAUGUUGAAAGUAAUCUUCCAAGUUUAUCAAAUGAAGCUCGUUACAAGACGACCUGUGAUAUGGGUCAAUUAAAUGAUGGAUCAGCUGAUGAGAUGCUAAUUAAAAAAGUUUAACCGUUAAAAUUGGAUACAAAAUGUUAUUCAGAUUAAAUUGUAUUGCCAAAGAUCGUUUCAACGAGAUUAUCUGGAGAAUGUUGGAUUCAGUCAAUCAAUUAAUGAAUCUCAGGAUUGGAUUAACAUUCAAGUAACAAACUGACCAACAAAUAGCCAUAUACAAAGGAGGCCAAAUUGAUCACCGAGCAUGAAGAUUAAACUUUGAUUAAAUUGAUUGUUGAUUCACCAAAGUAAAAGUGUUAAUUCUUUGAAUUAGAAUAACGUCUACUACGAAGUGAACGCUAACAAUUUGGACUCUACGAAUCUAAUCUUGACCUCCGUCCAUCGCCAUUGAUAUUCACCGUAAUUCCUACUAAGCCAUUAUUUUGUUUUACUUUGUAAUUUUUUUCUAAUCAUCAAAUCUCACUCACCAAUUAACACCUAAGCCAAUUUGUUGUCUGUCAAUCCUUUUUGAUGAUAUGACAAUAAUUAAAUUUGGUUAAAAAAAUUAAUUUAAUUAACAUUAACAUUCCUCAUCGUUAAUCAAUCUAUGUCAAUUAAUUUUACCAGAAAAGAAAACAAUUGAAUUAAUUAUAAUCCCGUCAUUCUUGAAAAUCAACACACGAAAACCUUUUUAAUGUUUGGUAAUCAAGUUAACUACAAAUCUGUUGAAAUUGAAUGACUAUUUUAAUUCAAAUGUUGAUUAAGAUAUUAUUUUCUAAUUAUUAAUAAUCAAUGUAAAUCAAGAAAAUAAAGCAAACUAUUAAUUGUG
This is a messenger RNA of Panonychus citri (citrus red mite), 4539 nucleotides long. RefSeq names its product serine-rich adhesin for platelets-like. Bases 600 to 3788 code for a protein of 1062 amino acids. Gene Ontology annotation, molecular function: protein binding. The record is from RefSeq and is a predicted model, not a curated record. The transcript is spliced from 5 exons. NCBI's taxonomy places the organism in Eukaryota, Metazoa, Arthropoda, Arachnida, Trombidiformes, Tetranychidae.